AUGGAAAUAAAAAAAGUUAUUGGUGAUUAUGAUAAAUUUUUAAAUAUUGUAUUUAAUCAUUUAAUUGGAUGUGGUGGUUUUAAAGAACAAGAAUUAAUCGAUUGGGAAAUUGACCAUGUUUGUUAUCGUGUCAGUACUAAAGAAAACUAUGAAGAAAAGAAAAAGCAAUUAGGUGAAUUGGGUGUCAAUUUAAUUGAAGCCAAUGUCAACGGUAGACCAAUUUCAACAUAUAAAUUAAACAAACCAAUUGAAUUUUCAUAUAGCGGUAACCCAUUAAUCAAAAAGUUAAUUCCAUUAGUCGAAUUACCAAUGCCAAAAAACUCAAAUACAAAAGAUGGUCUUGAACACUUUGAAAUGGUCAUUGGUGAAGGCAAAGAUUUAAAAGAAUUUGUUGACCAACAUCCAAUCAAUAAACAAGUUUCUAAUUGGGUAUACAAUGGUAUUAAUAAAGAUUUUAAUGCUGAUAUCGAAGUCGAAUUUUAUUUAACCAAUCAAGAUAAAUUAGAUAUCAACCACCCACAAAAUGAAAUGGAUGAAAAAAGAACAUUUAGCGUUAAAUUCCAUCACCAAUCUUUAGAAACAGUUAUUGCCUAUGAAAUCAAACAUGGUUUAACAAAAUAA
Molecule: messenger RNA, 621 nt
Organism: Dictyostelium purpureum
Lineage: Eukaryota; Evosea; Eumycetozoa; Dictyosteliales; Dictyosteliaceae
Exons: 2
Coding region: 1-621 (206 amino acids)
Source: RefSeq, a predicted model, not a curated record